Neopelma chrysocephalum (saffron-crested tyrant-manakin) is the source of this 779-nucleotide messenger RNA. RefSeq names its product E3 ubiquitin-protein ligase RNF115-like. Bases 40 to 684 code for a protein of 214 amino acids. Gene Ontology annotation, molecular function: ubiquitin protein ligase activity. Lineage: Eukaryota; Metazoa; Chordata; Aves; Passeriformes; Pipridae. The transcript is spliced from 7 exons. The record is from RefSeq and is a predicted model, not a curated record.
GCUCUGUGGCCCCCCCCGGAGGAGUGACGGCGGGCGAAGAUGGCGGAGGCGGCGGCGGUGCCGCAGCACCGGUUCUUCUGCCACAGCUGCAAGGGCGAGGUCAGCCCCAAGCUACCGGAAUACACCUGCCCCCGCUGCGAGUCCGGCUUCAUCGAGGAAGUCACUGAUGAUUCCAGUUUUUUCGACGGCAGUUCCCUGGAUGGCAGCCCCUCCUCCCAGUUUGCAGAGCUUUGGGACCACUUGGACCACACGAUGUUCUUCCCGGAUUUCCGGCCGUUCCUGAGCGCCGGCGGCUCCCUGGAUUCCGAGGGCCGGGAUCCGGAUCGGGGAUCCCCGGGAGAGCUGUGGGGGCCCGGCCGCCCCCCCCGGCUGCCCCCGAGCCGCAGGUUCCGAUCCCGAGGCAGCUCCCGCCCGGAUCGCUCACCCGCCAUCGAGGGGAUAAUCCAGCAGAUCUUCGCGGGGUUUUUCGCCAACUCGGCCGUCCCUGGCUCCCAACAUCCCUUUUCCUGGAGCGGGAUGCUGCACUCCAAUCCCGGGGAUUACGCGUGGGGACAGAGCGGCCUCGACGCCAUCGUCACCCAGCUCCUGGGGCAGCUGGAAAACACAGGACCUCCGCCGGCGGACAAGGAGAAGAUCUCGUCGCUGCCGACGGUGCCGGUGACGCAGGAACAAGUGGGUGGGUGACUCCGGAUCCGGUGGCACCUGGAGCCUGGUGUUUGACAUCCCUUUGUUACCUUCCCUUCCCUUCCCUUCCCAAACCUUCCCUUCCCUUCCCUUCC